Molecule: messenger RNA, 1407 nt
Organism: Exophiala spinifera
Lineage: Eukaryota; Fungi; Ascomycota; Eurotiomycetes; Chaetothyriales; Herpotrichiellaceae
Exons: 2
Coding region: 1-1407 (468 amino acids)
Source: RefSeq, a predicted model, not a curated record
AUGCUGUCCAUUCCUCGUGUACGACCUAAGAGGGCUGGGCGAGUCAGGCGUGAAGAAGAGCUCCUCAGCGACGAAAACCGGAAAGAGGUUCAAGGGUUGAGAUCUAGUAAAGUAACAGAUGAGACUAGACCAUCAACGCCAUGGCCGAAAUACAAAUACAGAAUCAGUCCACCUGUCCCUCCUCGCCCGUCAGAACCGCUGUUCCACCGGACCCUGCUCGAACACGCACACAAGCCUUCUUUAACAAUUCAGAGACCAUCGGUACACGGCGGCGACGGCAGCCACGACCACUACGACAAUGGCAGGCCUCGAGCAACCCUGUUUCGGUCGCCGGAGCAGAGCUCGAAAGGUGAAAAUAUCGUCGUCGUCGAUGCUGAUGCAGAUACAGAGUCGUUGAAACGGCUUGGAGACGUCGACGGAGAUAAAAGAGGCAAUGCUUUCUCUCGUAUACAGCCUGACGGAUGGCUCAAGGUCCUCCCUAAGAAAUGGGUCGAGGAAGAGUUCAGUGAUGACGAUCGAGACCCGCGGAUUAGCCAGAGCAUGUAUAGCCAAUCCUUCAUUGACCAAGACGAAGCGCCGACGAGUAUGAAAUCCGCCUUCGACAGCAGUAGCAGCAGCAGCCCCAGCAGCACUAGCGGUGAUGUGAUAAUACAAGACCUUGAUCUAAAUCUACUUCCUGCACCACUUCGUGUACCGCAACGACGACGUGCCGCCGCCGCCGCCGCCGCCGCCGCUGCUGCGAUACAUAAUUACCGAGGACUCAUCUAUGACGGUGACGAUGAGGAUCAAGGGGAGAAACUCCCGAAGCGUCAAAGCUCCGGUACAGGUACAAGUACACCCUAUCGAUCUAUGUCAGUCGCGGUCAUGUCGACGACUCAACACAGCAGCAGUAUUAGCGUUGGCGUCGACACCACAAAUGGUCAUGGCCAAGAGCAUGUGCUUGACCACGACCAUGACCAUGACCAUGAUCAGCAUGUAACGCCUCAUGUUCCGUCAUCAUCCUUCUCCCCUACGACAAACAAUCUAUUAUUAUCAUGUAGCUCUGAAAGCGAACCGGCAAAUCUCGCAUUACGCCUCCGUAUUCCUGGAACCGAAACCGAAACUGAAACCGAAACCGGUGUGAUAGAGAGAAAGGAUAACCAGAUCGAGGGCGAGGCAGAGGCAAGAAGCGAUGACGACGAGGCCGACGACGAGGCCGACGACGAGGCCGACGACGAGGCCGACGACGAGGCCGACGACGAGGCCGACGACGAGGCUGUACCAUCAGCAGCACGACCGGCAACAGCAACAGCAACAGCAACAAAAUCCCCUUCAGCACCAGCGGCGCCCUCAACCUCGACCUCAAGCUCAAGCUCAGCCUCGGCAGCAUCAGCAUCCGCAUCAUCAUCAUCAUCCGGAUCAUCAUAA